Messenger RNA from Hevea brasiliensis (rubber tree), 2514 nucleotides. RefSeq lists its product as uncharacterized. Gene Ontology annotation, biological process: regulation of photosynthesis, light reaction. The coding region runs from base 113 to 2296 and encodes 727 amino acids. The transcript is spliced from 10 exons. The record is from RefSeq and is a predicted model, not a curated record. Lineage: Eukaryota; Viridiplantae; Streptophyta; Magnoliopsida; Malpighiales; Euphorbiaceae.
AAACAAGAAAACAAAAUUCGUGGGCAUAAAUGAGCAAGCAACGGUCGUUUAAAGCGAAGCGAGUUUCGCCUCUGGAAUCCAUUUACAGGGCUCUCUCCAGAGUUCAGUCUCGAUGAUCUCCUGCAAAGCUUCAAGCUUCGUAUUAGAAAAUCCCAUCUGCCAGCAGAAGGAGAAGAAUUAUUCUUUGAAAGGAGCAGUAGGAAAUUUCCAGCUGAGACCCUCUCAUUAUCAUCAUUAUCAGCCUGCAAUAAGAUGUUGUUCCUCAUCAAUUGAUGGUCAUUUGACAAGCACAAGUCAUGAUUAUCAUGACAAUGUCAAGAAGAAGAAGCUCCUCCAGACAGAAGAAAUUAGAAAGGUGAAUUGCCAAGUAGAAGUGAUAUCGUGGCGGGAACGUAGAAUUAAGGCCCAAAUUACUGUCAAUGCAGACAUUCAAUCCGUCUGGACUGCUCUCACUGACUACGAGCGUCUCGCUGAUUAUAUUCCGAAUCUCGUUUGCAGCGGGAGAAUUCCUUGCCCUCAUCCUGGGAGGAUAUGGUUAGAGCAGAGAGGCUUGCAGAGGGCACUCUAUUGGCAUAUUGAAGCUCGUGUUGUGUUGGAUCUACAAGAAUUUCCCAUUUCAGCUAAUAAUCAUGAACUGCACUUUUCGAUGGUUGAUGGAGACUUUAAGAAGUUUGAUGGCAAGUGGUCAUUAAAAUCAGGGGCAAGGCCUGGAAUGACACAAUUAUCAUAUGAAGUUAAUGUAAUUCCAAGGUUCAACUUUCCAGGUAUUUUCUUGGAGAGGAUUAUUAGAUCAGAUCUUCCUGUUAAUCUUCAAGCCUUGGCUUGUCAAGCAGAGAGAGAUUUUACAGGGAAUCAAAAGACAUCAAUUGCAGAAAGUGGAAAAUCCAUGGCCAUAUUUACUUCUCUGGACACAAGUCUACCUGAUGCUUUUAAUGAGAAGGAUAAUUUGUUUACUGGAGACUUUAAAGAGAGUUAUCCUGGCUCAAAUUUUGGCCCCAUGCCAUCAUCUUCAAGUGAGUUAAAUGCGAACUGGGGUGUGUUUGGAAAAGUUUGUAGACUUGACAGCCAUUGCACGGUGGAUGAAGUUCAUUUGCGCAGAUUUGAUGGCCUAUUGGAAAAUGGAGGGGUUCAUCGUUGUGUUGUUGCUAGCAUAACUGUUAAAGCUCCUGUUCGUGAAGUCUGGAAAGUUUUGACUGCUUACGAGAGUCUUCCUGAGAUAGUUCCAAACUUGGCCAUUAGUAAGAUUAUAUCACGAGAAAACAACAAAGUUCGCAUACUUCAGGAAGGAUGCAAGGGUCUGUUGUACAUGGUUCUUCAUGCACGGGUUGUUCUAGAUUUAUGUGAACAUUAUGAACAAGAGAUUAGUUUUGAGCAAGUAGAGGGGGACUUUGACUCAUUUCAGGGCAAGUGGCUUCUAGAGCAAUUAGGAAGUCAUCACACGCUACUGAAAUAUAGUGUGGAGUCCAAAAUGCAUAAAGAUUCUAUUCUUUCAGAAGCUAUCAUGGAGGAGGUUAUAUAUGAAGAUCUCCCAUCAAACUUAUGUGCAAUUCGAGAUUAUAUUGAGAGAAGGGAAGAUACAAACUCAGUAGAAAUGAAUGAGCCCACGCAAUAUUCCAAGGAACUAGAUCCAUCUAAUGGUAUGGGAGAUACUGAGUAUAGCAAGAAAAUUGUGAAGGUUAUUGAUUUGAAUAACCCAAAUUCACAAAGACAAAGACCUAGGGUUCCUGGCCUGCAGAGGAAUAUUGAAGUUCUGAAGUCUGAGCUCCUGAAGUUUAUAUCAGAACAUGGACAAGAAGGAUUUAUGCCCAUGAGAAAGCAGCUUCGUCUGCAUGGUAGGGUAGAUAUUGAGAAGGCUAUAACACGCAUGGGUGGAUUUAGAAGGAUUGCAACGUUGAUGAAUCUUUCUCUUGCAUACAAGCGCCGGAAACCAAAGGGAUACUGGGAUAAUCUCGAGAAUUUGCAGGAAGAGAUUAAUAGAUUUCAAAGGAGCUGGGGAAUGGACCCUUCAUUUAUGCCAAGCAGAAAAUCCUUUGAGCGGGCUGGGCGUUAUGAUAUUGCGCGAGCAUUGGAGAAAUGGGGGGGACUCCAUGAAGUUUCCCGUCUUCUAGCUCUAAAGGUGAGGCACCCUAAUAGGCAGGCAAAUGUUGUUAAGGAUAAGAAAAAUGAUCAUGUGGCAUUUACUAAUGUGGAAGGAGAAGAUAGCAUUUCAUCAAAACCAUAUGUAUCACAAGAUACACAAAAAUGGCUCAUGAAAUUGAAAGAUUUAGACAUUAACUGGGUUGAACGAGGAUGUUAGUUGAUUGCCCCUCAUAAUCCUUAUCUUACAAUCUCUUUGCCACAGCUUCGUAAUUGCUUUGAUAUAUCAUAUCUUUUCUAUCAGACAACACGUAUUGAUUUUCCCCUCUAAAUUCUUUUCUUUGCAAAAUUCAGUCAUUGUGAUCUUAUGAAAAUUGAAAAUUAAUUGUUACCCAUUUUCCAGAGUGCAAAGUUAUUUGGGUGGUCUAAUUUAUACUA